AUGGAAUUUGCUAGUGAAAAAGAGAGUGACUAUCUUCAUCACAGCAGUGUUCCAACCAUGUUUUUCCAGGAUCAUCUACCUCCUUUAGCAAGACCAACCCUUGAUGAAUCUUGCCGACGUUUUAUAGAAUCAUUGUCGCCUUUGGUGUCAGGGCAGGAAAAGGAAACUGCAAAACGGUUAGUGUCAGAUUUUACCGCUGGAGUUGGAAAGGAGCUACAAGAUUUGCUCAAGGUCGGAAAGGACGAAGUGAGAACAUACGAGGACAGCAAACAUAUUCUUGUGAUGCGAAACGGUCACAUUUACGCAGCAGAUGUUAUCGAUAAAGAUGGUCGCCUGGCAUCCACCGGUCAGAUAUACCAACAGCUACAGCAGAUAGUCGAUGAGACAAAUUCUCUUGCUGACAUUCCAGUUGGAGUAUUGACGACUACAGAACGAGACGACUCUGCCAGAGCCAUGGAGAUACUGAGAGCAAAGAACGAAAACUUGUUAAAUUUGGUCGAGAGCGCAAUGUUUGUUUUGAGUUUGGAUGAUGAUGAAGCUCAUAGAAGCAAAGAGAUUGUUGAGGCAAUUCAAUUUGGCAAUGGAGGAAACAGAUGGUUUGGCAAAAGCAUUAACUUCGUUGUCGGAAAGUCUGGCUACAUAGGAGCAGUAACGUCGGACUUAGUUGGAGAUGGUAAAGCAUUGGCUGCCCUUGAGCGCUAUUUUGCCCCCGAAUUGUCGCAAGCUGCGAGUAUCGAAGAUGAAUCACUGAACGAGGCAAAGAAGAAGGUUAGCUUGCUCAGAGGUGAUCGACCGUUCCACCGAGUGAUCUGCAACUACGUUGACUAUGCCCUCAUUAAGAAAAGAAACCUGAGUCCGGACUCUAUUGUAAAACUAACAGCUCAGUUAGCUUUUUACACAGUGCGCAUGCGCUUGCCAAUGGCUACUGACGUUGCAAGUACUGCAUUCUACAAAGAUGGUCAGUCCGCAGAGUCAAUGAUAGUCACUCGAGAUUCUGCAGCAUUCGUCAACGCUGUGGCUAAUGAAGGAGUCGGUGACAAGAAACGUUUGUACGACUUGCUGACUGCGGCCUCCCUUACUAACCAGAUGAGGAUAUUCGAUACAAUGCAAGGAAAAAUGUUCAAUUACCAUUUUAUGACUCUGCAGUAUCUAGCUGAAGAAGUUGGCAUGAAAGUACCAUUGUUUGAAAGCAAAUUGUACGGGAAGGCAACAAUGAAAGUAUUUAUUAUAUAUCCUAUGGAUUUCAACGAUGAUGAACUUAACUAUUUGCCAUUUGCUAACUUGCAAGACAACAGGAUGUGGGAAGUCUACUAUGCAAUCGGCCGAUCUUCCGGCAAUCUCAGCGUUGUCACAUGCUCCGUUGACGCUGCCGAGUAUCUCUCUCACAUCAAAUCGGGUCUGAGCACAAUCAUGGAUGUCAUCAAGAAUGGAGCGCAGUAA
Messenger RNA from Corticium candelabrum, 1440 nucleotides. RefSeq names its product carnitine O-palmitoyltransferase 2, mitochondrial-like. The coding region runs from base 1 to 1440 and encodes 479 amino acids. Gene Ontology annotation, molecular function: acyltransferase activity. NCBI's taxonomy places the organism in Eukaryota, Metazoa, Porifera, Homoscleromorpha, Homosclerophorida, Plakinidae. The transcript is spliced from 8 exons. The record is from RefSeq and is a predicted model, not a curated record.